GGAGGACUGGCCAAAUUAGCUAUACAAGCAGAAAUGGAAGAUAAUGAACAGCUGUGUCUGAAGAGCUCAUGAGUGCAGCUUUGGAAGCUCUCACCAGGGAGCUGAAGAAAAGGGUCUGGCCUUCUGAAGAAGGUUGCUAAGAAACAGAUUUCAGAUGCUUCUUGAUUCUAUGAAGAGGAGACACACCCAGAAGGAAAUGAUCAGAAUGAAUGCCAAUGCUUCUCUCAGUGUGUGUUCUCAGGAGACUUGUCAGAGCUGAUGUAGGUUCAUUUUCCUUGCCUGUAUUCCAGGAGGGUAUGAUAGUAAAGGGAAAUGCUUCACAUAUUAAUCUCCUGUUUGCCCUCAGACUCAUAUUGUGGAUAAUUACUAGAAGCAUGCGCCCAGAUAAAAGCUCUACAAAAUGUGUGGGUCUCCUUUAAAUAGAUUAUUAAGAAUCCCCACAACAAUAUCAAAGCUGUCCUCCAACUUUCCUGAAUAACUAUCCCAAGGAUGUCAGAGUUGGAGAAAGCCUUCCGUAAAUUUGCCACAUACGGUGACACGGCUGCCACUGGCAAUGAUAUGACGGGCAAGAACUUCUCCAAGAUGUUGAAAGAUUGUGGUGUGAUGGAUGGGAAGGCCGUGACCAGCACCGAUGUCGAUAUUGUGUUCAACAAAGUCAAGACCAAAGGCGCUCGCACCAUCAACUUUGCUGAGUUCCAGCAGGCCAUGAAGGAGCUGUGUGGCAAGCGGUUCAAGGGCAAGUCUCCUGAGGAGGCCCUGCAGGCUGUAUAUGCACUGAUGGAGGGCAAGGAACCAGCCAACGUGGGUGUAACGAAAACCACCACAGCUGGUGGGGUUGAUAGACUGACAGACACCAGCAAAUACACAGGCUCCCACAAGGAACGGUUUGAUGAGAGCGGCAAGGGGAAAGGGAUAGCUGGCCGUGAAGACGUGACCGAUGGCAGUGGCUAUGUUGGGGCCUACAAGGGAGCUGGCACCUAUGACAAGAAACACUAGAGCUGACACUGCACCUUAGGGAGCCCUACACCCUGUCCUCUCCUGUAACCUAGGAGGGAGGCCAUUAAACAUCUCAUGCUCAUUGCACCUUGGCGCGCGCGCGUGUGUGUGUGUGUUAUUUCUGGGGGAAUACCGCGCCACUCCAUGCACACAGAAUUAAUGUCCCCUACAGAUGUCUUUGCUUCUCUGCAGAAAAAAUGACUUCUCACAAGGAAGCAAAGGGAAGUCUUGAAUAGUCACGUGCCUCUCCCCAGCACCACAAGUGUGUCCGUUCGGGCACCUGGAACAAUGGCAGAGAGAGAAAUUACUGUAGGGGUGGGGGAAGCUGAGGAUGACCUGGCUGAAGGCUCCUACCCUGUGCUGAGCUCAGCUGCUAGUUCCGGCUGGGUUGGAGGAGGAUGGGACUUCCUCUUCCCUUCACAGGGCAGCUGGGUUGGGGCUGGGUCAGAUCUACCCCCAGGAACCUUCCCCCGGCUGCAGAAAGCUCUGCACUCUCCCCUCCACUGUCUGCCCCACAUCGUUCCUCAGCCAUGGGGGAGAGGUCACUGUACAGAGAGCUGCUCCCCCAUCUGUCCAACCCCCAUGCAUCCAGCCCAUACCCACAUCCUCCCCACUGAACCCCUCUACACCCAAACCCCCACCCCGCCGAGCCUCAUUCCCUGCAUCCGGAGCCCACCCCUGCA
Molecule: messenger RNA, 1679 nt
Organism: Gopherus evgoodei (Goodes thornscrub tortoise)
Lineage: Eukaryota; Metazoa; Chordata; Testudines; Testudinidae
Product: tubulin polymerization-promoting protein family member 2-like
Exons: 8
Coding region: 490-996 (168 amino acids)
Biological process (GO): positive regulation of protein polymerization; microtubule polymerization; microtubule bundle formation
Cellular component (GO): microtubule
Molecular function (GO): tubulin binding
Source: RefSeq, a predicted model, not a curated record